AUGGAGAUGAAGAUGGACAUGAAGAAGAUGGCAUCGGGGGUACCCUGGCUGGAUCAGCCAGUGAUGCUUCACUCCUCUCGCGCCGACAAGUGCAAGUUGUCUGCAGCACAAUGCGCUUAUCGAAACAGUCGGUGGCGCUAUUGGUACCAAGCCGACCAUGUCUACGCUCUAAAUACAGUAUAUUUCGUCUGUGCUGUCAUCGCUCUCUUCGCCAUAUCAAAUCUCUUAGUACGAUAUGCCCCCGAAUGGGUCAAGCGCACUCGAGUCUGGCGCGCUACAACAUCAGUCUCGCGAUAUAUGGCCUAUCGUGGAUAUCGAUUCCCUGUCUUACGAUACUGGUCGCCAUCCCUGGGAGUCAUUCUGCUGGGCCUGAUCGGUGGUGUUUUCUUCUUUGGUAUCCAUGACACUCGGUCCGAAACCUUAUUAUUGGCCGACAGAUGCAAAUUAUGGAAGCAGUCCUCCGAUCGCGACGAGGGCGGGCUGGAUGGCUUUGGCACUACUGCCAUUUGUGCUUGUACUGAGUGCGAAGGCCAACAUGGUUUCUGCCUUGACGGGAAUCCCCCCCCCGAGAAGUUGCAGGUUUUCCAUCACUGGACCAGCUACGCCAUGUUCGUUUUGGCGUUGGUUCACACGUUCCCUUAUAUUAUUUUCCAUAUUGGGAAAGGUGAUAUGGUCAAGCAGUGGAAAACAAGUGUUGUCUACUGGACCGGUAUCCCAGCUCUUCUUUCGCAGACCUACUUGACUGUUAUGUCAUUACCUCCCAUUCGGAACCGUUUCUAUGAAUUCUUCAAAGCAACUCAUAUGUUUGCCGCUUUAAUUUUUGUCGUCUUCUUCUUCCUUCAUUGCGAUUUUCGUUUAAGCUCAUGGGAUUAUUUCAUUGCCUCUGGAGUGUUAUAUCUACUUUCACUUAUCGCGGCUCACGUCCGAACCUUUCUUAUGAACGGCAUCCACACAGCCACCCUCGAACUCCUUCCAAGCGGUCUCAUCCGCGUCGCGGUCCCUACAACCGUUAAAUGGACACCGGGCCAACAUGUCUUCGUCCGAUUCAUCACAUCUGAUCUCCACCUCCUCACAUCCCACCCAUUCACGAUAUCUUCGGUCUGCCGAGAUCCAGACACAACCGGCCGAGCCUCAGAACUCAUAUUCUACAUCAAACCCCGCCAAGGCGUCACAGCCCGCCUAGCCGCCCUAGCUCGUCAACGCCCCGGCUGCAAAAAGAAGAUCCUCAUCGAAGGUCCCUACGGCGGCAUUAGUGCCCACCACCUCGCCCGCUUCGACACCAUUCUAGUCAUCGCCGGUGGUUCAGGCGGUGGAUUUUCGCUUGCAAUGGUAGACGAAGCUCUUCGUUUAACGGGACUCACAUCACAGGGCAGAUCUGGACCACAGGGCCGGCGAAACCUGCAAGUCGUAUUCUCGACCCGAGACCCCGCAAUGGCCGAAUGGUACGUUGAAGAGGUGGAAUCACGCCUCAACCACUCUACGGAACUUCUAUUAGACGCGGAACACGGCUAUGAGACAUCUGUUUCCGUGCAUAUCACUUCUCGGCCAAUCACAUCCCAAUCAAUGGCGACCGUUGAUUCAGGCCGUGGAUCCAUGACAGAGGAUAGGAAGAAGAUGCCCGUUGAAAGCGCCACCACAGGGAUGUUCAGCUUGAAUGUGCACCGUGAUGCACGUCCUGAUGUCUCGGGUAUUAUUGCUCGGACUAUCGGGGUUAAUCAGACACAGACUGCGCCUGGAAGCCAGCGCAAGCGUAUCGGUGUCUUGGUCUGUGGCCCGGCGAGUAUGCUGCAUGAUACCCGGAAUGCGGCGGCCAUAGCCCAGGCGAGGGCGAUGAAGGGAGAUGUUGAGGAGCUCUAUCUACACUCGGAGCCUUUUGCGUGGUGA
This is a messenger RNA of Penicillium manginii, 1884 nucleotides long. RefSeq names its product NADPH oxidase family protein. Gene Ontology annotation, biological process: iron ion transport; copper ion import; intracellular iron ion homeostasis. Gene Ontology annotation, cellular component: plasma membrane. Lineage: Eukaryota; Fungi; Ascomycota; Eurotiomycetes; Eurotiales; Aspergillaceae. The transcript is spliced from 7 exons. Gene Ontology annotation, molecular function: ferric-chelate reductase activity. Bases 1 to 1884 code for a protein of 627 amino acids. The record is from RefSeq and is a predicted model, not a curated record.